Molecule: messenger RNA, 911 nt
Organism: Pan troglodytes (chimpanzee)
Lineage: Eukaryota; Metazoa; Chordata; Mammalia; Primates; Hominidae
Gene: LEMD1
Product: LEM domain containing 1
Source: RefSeq, a predicted model, not a curated record
GGUUGCUAGUGGAAACCUCAGGGUGAAACUCACCCAGCUUUAGUAACCAACUCGAUUGCAUAGACUUUAGAUAACCAUGUGAAGGGGAUUCUACUAUCAGAAAAGAGGCCAAACUUCUAUCACCAUGGUGGAUGUGAAGUGUCUGAGUGACUGUAAAUUGCAGAACCAACUUGAGAAGCUUGGAUUUUCACCUGGCCCAAUACUACCUUCCACCAGAAAGUUGUAUGAAAAAAAGUUAGUACAAUUGUUGGUCUCACCUCCCUGUGCACCACCUGUGAUGAAUGGACCCAGAGAGCUGGACGGAGCUCAGGACAGUGAUGACAGCGAAGAGCUUAAUAUCAUUUUGCAAGGAAAUAUCAUACUCUCAACAGAAAAAAGCAAGAAACUCAAAAAAUGGCCUGAGGCUUCCACCACUAAACCCAAAGCUGUAGAUAACUAUUGCUUGGAUUAUAAGCCUUCCAAGGGAAGAAGGUGGGCUGCAAGAGCACCAAGCACCAGAAUCACAUAUGGGACUAUCACCAAGAGAGAAGAAGGUUUCCCGGUGGGCUUGAAGCUUGCUGUGCUUGGUAUUUUCAUCAUUGUGGUGUUUGUCUACCUGACUGUGGAAAAUAAGUCGCUGUUUGGUUAAGUAAUUUAGGAGCAAAGCAAUGCUCCAAGCGAGGCCUCCUGCUUCAGGAAAGAACCAAAACACUACCCCGAAGGGCCAGCCUAGCCUGCAGCCCUCCCUUGCAGGGAGCCUUCCCUUGCACGGUGCUGCUCUCACAGAUCGGUAUCUGGGCUCAGCCAGGUGGAAGGAACCAGUGGGAAAACCAGGCACCUGUGUUAAGAGCGUGAUGGUUAGGAAAUCCCCCAAGUCAUGUCAACUCUCAUUAAAGGUGCUUCCGUAUCUGAGCAGGCGUCAAACAAGGAAA